Molecule: messenger RNA, 558 nt
Organism: Penaeus vannamei (Pacific white shrimp)
Lineage: Eukaryota; Metazoa; Arthropoda; Malacostraca; Decapoda; Penaeidae
Source: RefSeq, a predicted model, not a curated record
AUGGAAUACAAUCUUCGAUGUAAGAUUAUGGAACUGGUGUGGAACGCAGACCUGCAUGUAGCAACUUCUCUUCGCCUAUCAGAUCCCUGGUCAACGACUGCCUGUCAUCAGCGAGUCAUUUUCGGUCAGCCAUUGCGAUACUGGGCGGCCGCUGGAGGCUCCCACGGCGACUGCUCUGAGCAAGGAGAGCUGUGGCGGAGGUUGAGGGCAAGGGACUGGUCUGGGAAAGGCCUUGCUCUCCUCCCUCGGCGGAGCGCCGUGUCCUUGCGGGGGAGGGCCGAAGGGACACCUGUGGCAUACGAACGCCCAUGUAAUGGCAGCUUCCUUGGCAUAGCUGUGGCUCAUGUCCGGCCAGGUGGCUCCAGCAACAGCUUACAGCGCUCGAGUGAAUGUGUGAAUGAUUGUCUCAGAAAUAUCCUUGAUACAUUAAUUUUUUUCUUUUGCAAACCAAGACUAACACCUGGCAAAUAUUGUCUUCGCCCCAUUAUGCAAGGGUUGAGAAAUACCGACCCAAGACUCUGCAGGACUUGAUAUCACAUGAAGACAUCAUAUCCACAA